Messenger RNA from Grosmannia clavigera kw1407, 393 nucleotides. Its product is annotated as 40S ribosomal protein s22. The coding region runs from base 1 to 393 and encodes 130 amino acids. Gene Ontology annotation, biological process: translation. Lineage: Eukaryota; Fungi; Ascomycota; Sordariomycetes; Ophiostomatales; Ophiostomataceae. Gene Ontology annotation, molecular function: structural constituent of ribosome. Gene Ontology annotation, cellular component: ribosome; cytosolic small ribosomal subunit. The transcript has 2 exons. The record is from RefSeq and is a predicted model, not a curated record.
AUGGUUCGCACAUCUGUCCUCCACGAUGCUCUUAAGAGCAUCAACAACGCCGAGAAGGCCGGCAAGCGCCAGGUCUUGAUCCGCCCGAGCUCCAAGGUCAUCAUCAAGUUCCUGAGCGUCAUGCAGAAGCACGGCUACAUUGGCGAAUUCGAGGAGGUCGACGACCACCGGUCUGGCAAGAUCGUCGUCCAGCUGAACGGCCGCCUGAACAAGACCGCUGUCAUCUCCCCCCGCUACAACGUGCGCCUGUCGGACCUGGAGAAGUGGGUCGUCAAGCUGCUGCCUGCCCGUCAGUUCGGUUACAUCAUCCUGACCACGUCUGCUGGUAUUAUGGACCACGAGGAGGCCCGGAGAAAGCACGUGUCCGGCAAGAUCAUUGGCUUCUUCUACUAG